AUGUCCAGGUAUCGGAACUUUGAACGCUUCUUCUUGCAGAGAGUGUUCCCAUUCUUUCUUGCCAGCAAAGAAAUUUGGAUUCAGAUUGCCUUCGCGGUGUCGCUCUGGGUGUCAGGGACGAUCGUGCAAGAACUCCUUGGCGAAAGGCCUGGCAACUCCGGGUUGAUGGUGGCACCUGUCACGACGAUCAUCUUCCUUCUUCUGAAGAUGCUCCGACAGCAGCUGCCUUUGCAGUACAUCCGAAGAUUCUUCCAAGAGCAAGAGACGCAGCUGUACGUGAACAUUCGUCUCCGGGGGACCUCCGGCUCCACGUGGAUCACCGUGAAGCUGGCGGUCAUCAUGCUUGGCUGGGGCCACUGGAUAGGCUGCCUCAGCCUGGCAUUGGCGACUCUCGGCCCAGCCUCCAUCGGCCAUUUCCAGGCCAGUACCUUCGACCAGUUCUGGUUCAACAACCGCAUAGAGGAGGAGAACGAGCUGCCUUGGUGGGGAGAGUACCUGGCUGCCUACUACCGAGCCUUCAACCUCAACCUGGACGGAUCCUUGCCGCAGCGUGUCGAAGAGAUGGUUGCUGCCAUCCUGGUGAUCAUUGGGCUGUUGGUGAUGAAGUCCUAUGUGAUUGGCUCCUUCUUUAAGCUGCAGCAGUCGCAAAAGGCACUGGAAAUGGAAGUCUCCACCCUUAUGGACAAGGCUGAGCUAGUCUGCACAGCACUGGACUUACCACCCAGCAUCCGCAAGUCUAUUCGGCAGUACUGCCUCUUCCAGUGGUCCAAAGCGAGAGACGUCGGCAACAGAGAUGUGGUGCUGAAGACCUUCCAGCCAGAUCUCCAGAAGAAGACCAUGGAGCAGCUCUAUCUGCCCGUGAUCCAGGCCAAUGAGUGGCUGCUGAGUGGGGUGUCGGCCGAGUUCACACUCCAGCUGUGCAACCAACUCGAGCUGGUCAUGUUGCUUCCCUCCGAGAUGCUGUUCGUGGAGCACGACGCGCCACAGGACCUCAGCUUCUUGGACACCGGCACCUUGAUGCUUACGAGGCAGGAGCAGCUGAUUCGGUACGUGCGCAGCGACCGCCCCAACGAGACCACCGUGGUCGGCGAGGUGGCCUUUCUGCUCGACAUGCCGCACCUCUACUCGGUUCGCUCCCGUGCUGGCGUGGAAUCCAGUGUUCUGCGAGUGUCCAAGAAAGCUUUCGACCGACUCAUGCAGCACCUGGACACAGACCAGGAUCAGCUGAUGCAAAAUGCUGCGCAGUCCAUGCAGCUCACGCUCAGUGGGACGGACGCAAAGAGGGAGUACCUCACCGACGGCCAUGACGACACCGAGCUCUUUGUACAGAUGCGCGAGGCGGUGCGCUCCAAGCUCCUUAAGCGCACGAGCCACAUGAGUUCGGCCUUCAUCCGAGCUGCUGCCGAUGGCAACGUCGAGAUGGUGGAGCUGCUGCUCCGCAAGCGGGUGCAGGUAAACACCGCCAACUGCGAUGGUCGCACCGCUAUGCAUCUGGCUUCCUCGGAGGGCCGUGAGCAGGUCAUGAAGCUGCUCAUUGAAGCUGAGGGCAACGUUAACAUGCAGGAUCGGUGGAAGGGCUCGCCACUGAAAGAUGCGGUACUGGGGAAAUUCGGGGCCGUGACAGAGCUGCUGGUGGAGCAGCAGGCGGAUUUGAACUUGGACGACCCGGCGACGGCGCUGUGCGAUGCGGCAAGCAGUGGCAACCUGGUGGCUCUGAAGGAGCUAAUAGAGGUGAAGAUUAACCCCGACUCCGGGGACUACGACCUCCGCACGCCGCUCCACCUCGCCGCCUCGGAGGGUAAGCUGGAGGUCAUUAGCUUCCUUCUGGAGUCCAAGGCAAACCCCAACUUCAAAGACAGGUGGGGGGGCACUGCCUUGGAGGAUGCCAUUCAGAACAACCACACGGUUGUAGCGCAGCUGAUCUUCUCCAAGCGAGGGCAGCUUCGCCAGGAGCUAGCCGCCGGCUGGCUUUGCGAUGCAGCCUCGGCGGGGAACAUAGUCAAGCUGCAGCAGUUAGCGGAGAAUUCAGUGGAUGUCAACUUGGCUGACUACGAUAGCCGGACCGCCCUGCACCUGGCGGCCACCGAAGGGCAGCUGCUGGCAGUGAGCUUCCUCCUGGGAACUGCCAGAGCCAACAGCUCCCCUCAAGACCGGUGGCUCUCCACGCCGCUGCAGGAUGCAAUUCGUGCUGGCCACGUCCACUGUGCACGGCUGUUAGCCUUCGCGGGCGCCGCGCUCGGCGACAGCGCGACGGACGACGACCGCGACGAGCUACGCGAGCUUUACGCCGAAGACAUGGAGUCCAGUUCCGACUGGGGCCACAUCCAGGUCUUUCAAAGACGGAUGACGGAGUUACAGCAGCGCGUGGCGCGCCUGCUCAUGGCAGUGUUAAAGGGUCGGGCGAGGCCCGAGGUCUUCGAUGCGGAGGCAUCUGCCAGGUUCAAUCGGCAACUUAUUGGCGCGGUUUUGCGCCAGUGCCCCCAGAUUGCUGAGCAGAUGGUUGGCAUGUCCAGCCUUCUUCGCAAGCUCAACGCGACGGCCCUUGCGCCGAUGUCGUCGUUCCUGGCGCUGCUUCAGGACUGCAUCGAUUGCACGCAGCACAGCAAGUGGUGGGCCUGGCAUGACAAACAGGGGCAGGCGAGUCAGCGAGCCAGCAAGAGGCAAGACAAAGGUAGCAAGGAGGCAAAGUUGGACAAGUCCACGGGAAUGGUUACUAAGUUGAUGGUUUCGACCAUGGGCAUUUGCUCGAUCUUGGCGACCGCCUUGAGCAAAGCUUCGGCCUUGAUCCAAGAACGGAUCAACAAGCUCGUCGACGAUCGUCCUGUUGUAAACAUGUGGGAGGGAACGUUUCAGCAACCUUCGUGUUCGUGCCCUGAUCGGCCUGUGAAAGGCCGGGGACCUACCAUUGCCGUAAGGAACGCCUAUUCGAUAAACAGCUCACCGGCUCAAUCGACAUCCUCCACGUUGAAUGCCCGGAGGAAUCGCAAGAAGGGUGGCGCCCGAAGCGUGGACAUAACCGAAGACCCGCGGGAGUCCGGGAGUCAGCUCAGCAUCAUUUGCACGGAGGCCGUGUUUGAGGCGCUGGAAUGGGAAAUCGACUGGACCGCCCCAACCUCUGCGAACUAUGGGAUAAACGCCGGUCCGCUGAAGGCGAAGUUGGAAGAAUUGGCGGGCUCCAUGGUGAAUGCGCAGUCUGGGGCCAUCAUGGACGUCUUGGACUGCCUGACGCAGACGACAACGCAGGUCUGGCCACUGCCGAAGGCAGCCUGCGUGAACACUGCGUCAGAGGCGGUGCAGAAAGCACGGCGUGGUCUGAUACCGCGCAUCAACGCACCCCUGGCGAACGAGCUUGCGCUGCUUUCCAUUCUGGAUACUCGCCCUGAUGAGCUGGGAGCAUUACUGCAGACUGCCCCCAUGAACAUCGACGGUCACCCCAGCAACGAGAAGGCAGGACGUAGCGUCUUUGAUGCCCAGAGGUCGCCACAGAUCCGAAGGUGGUUGGAGGUUCUCCAGCGCAUGGACAUCUGCGUUCUGCGGAGCGGCAUGGAGCUGGCAACCGCGGAAGUCAAGGGGGAUAUUGCCAAAGCCCGAAAGGAGUUGUCGAAGCAGAACAAGGUGUCCAGAAAGCAAGGGAAGAAGUGGCUGGUUGGUGGACGUUUCGGCGCACAGAACAACCAGCCGGUCACGGUCGGAAGGAUCCUGACGAAGCAGCGCGACCUGCCGCCAGAGGACAUCUGUGCCAUCAUCGACAUCCAGGACCCCGAUGUGCAGACCAGCCAAGCGCUGAGCAGCGACGAGGAUGAGGAUGACGACAAGAAUAAGCAGGCGCCAGAGGAGGAGUGGGCACAGGAGGGAAGGUUCCUCGUUGUCUGGGGAUGGCAGUUGCGUUUCUCGAUCAUGCAGGAAGAUGUCCACAUCUUGCCUCACAAGCCCGUUUUUGGCUCCAUGGGGCCUCUGCGAUUCCAGCUCAACAUCCUGCAAUACAUCCUGGACUUCUCCAGCCUGCAGCAGGACACCAUCGAUGAGUCAGAGGAGCGCAGGAUGCGGGAGGAGCCUAGGCAGAUGUACCGUAACGAAGAGGAGAAGCAGAUGGAGAAAACUCUUGAGGACCGGGACGCCGGCUUGAAUGUCGAGAAGGUGCUGAUGAGUUCGGGCGAGACCAUCAGGCUGGAUAACAAGUACAUCAAGAGUAUGGAGGAGAUCAACAGCAACACCGACGGCUCCAGCGAAUUGCAUGAAAGCGACGGCACACCCGCGGGUAAGAUCAUUAGCUAUUUGACGCUAAAGCUGGAGCGAGGCAGCAACGAUGUAAAGUCACCCGCCUCGCACAUGGGUGGUGCAAGGAGCCAAAGGCAUCGCGAGCAGUCCAUGGACAGACCCAAGUUUGGUCGACUCGCCAGCUGCUGCAAUUGGGUUCUUCUCAACUUGGGCUGCCUCCGUGGUGGUGACCAUGGUAAUGACCGGAUGAAGCAACGGGUGGCCCGCAAGUUCCGUGAACUGGACGAGGAUGGUGAGGGAAUCUCCCUGGCAGACGUGGCCACGCUGCUGACCGACGUUCUCGGGCGCAAGCUGGACCGAGAUGCAAUGUUGCGACUAGCUGCCAACGUCUUCGACAACUCCGAGAAAUCGGAGCAAGACCUGCUGCAACUUGCAGAUGUCCUGAAAUCACUCGAGGCCGUGACGGCGGACUUCAACGCCUUGGUCAAACGUCGGGAGCAGCACAGCUCUGGGCAGACCGCCAAUGAUGGAGAGAUGUCCUGGGCCUGUGUUCAGCGACUGUCAGGCUUGGUUCUGUCGCCCGACAGCUUUUGGCUCAAGAUUUGGGACACCCUGCGGCGGCUCGUGAUCAUCUACAUCAUGCUCGAAGUCCCGAUGCGCUUUGCCAUAAGCAACGUGGACAUGUUGCCGGAGCCGAGCAGGACGAUUCUCCUAGUGGUCAACAUCUCCUUUGAUGCUUUCAUGUUUCUCAACAUGCUGCUGACCUUCAUGCGGGGAUAUGUCCAGAGCUCUGGCGUCACAGUCAUGGACUUUCAUCAAAUUCGCGUCCGUUACCUCUUGGGAGCCUUCAGCUGGGAUGUAUUCGCCUGCUUCCCAAUUGAUCUUCUGGUCGCAGGUUUCGAAGACUCACGGGAGUACGCGGCAUGGAGGUUGUUCAAGCUGCUUCACCUACGGCACUUCUUUGGGAAGGGGCGGGUGUCAGAGAGCUCUGGCGGCUUCCUCCUUACCACCUUCAAGAUCAUGCUGCAACUGUAUGUGUUGUUGCAUUUCAUGGCAUGCACCUUGUGGUACCUGGGAAACGGCUGGCCCUCGCAGCAGGGGUUUGACGAGCAGGCGAUGGAGGGUUAUGAUGGUCCGGGCUGGUUCCGAGUCUAUGAAGGCAUGACGCACUUGGAGGGUUCCAUCAAUCAACCUGAAGUACCUGUGCUGGAGCAAUAUGUGCUGUCACUUUAUGGCAUGAUGCUUAUCCUGACCAAUGACAGCACGGACUUGCUCAAUCCAUCCAGCUACUUCGAGCUCGGCUGGCUUCUGAUCUGCUUCAUCGUCUCCGUGGCCCUGAAUGGUCACAUUGAUGGCGCGCUGGUGGGCAAAGUCAUCUCGCAAGACGAGUCGAUUGUGGAGGCACGCGUGAUGCGAUCUCGCGUUGACACGUUCAUCUCGAACUCGGGCCUUCCACCCGAACUGGCCGAGCAGAUCCGUCUCAACACGGACUCUGCCUCCACGCAGGCCGGGGGCAGCGCACUAAAGGGCGACCGGACUGCCGACCAGCGGACGAUGGAAGCAGUCCUCACGAGCCUCUCGCGCGGCUUGCUGACGCGGAUCGGCCGAAGGGUCUUCCUCAAGUGGCUCCAGGGGGUGCCGCUCUUCAAAGGCUGCUCUGAGCUUCGGCAGGAGCCAUUUUUCUUGCAGCUGGCCACCACCUGUCGCCUCUGGACCUUCUCCGCGGGCGCGUUCGUUAGCAGAGCACCCUGCCACAUGAAGGUCGGCGAACCGGCCUCCUUCCUGGUGAUUCUGCGAUCGGGAUCCGUGCAGAUCCGCGACGUCAACAAUGACGAGGUUGACCGAGUGGAAGAGAAGGGCACGGCGUUCUGCGACAUCUCCUGCAUGUUUGGCCUGCGGCACAAGACGGCCAUCAUAUGCGAGGAAGAGACGCAGCUCAUAAAGCUACGCGCGGAGGACCUCAACUUUGCCAUGCAGCUGUUUUUGAAGGACCAGGUCAGGAUGCUGCCAGAGACUACCACCCUGGUGCAUGAUCAGGGCAACGAGCACGGCGGAGCAGCCAUAGCCAUGCCCAUGACCCUUCUCCAUGAUGAUGACUCGGAAGCACGCUCCGUGAGCACCAAGCGCAGCUUGUGCAUUCACGAUCUGAACCUGGAGGGUGUCGCAGAAGUCCGCAACAUGAUUCGGAAGCUGCAAGAGAAGAAAGCACAGCAGCGCGUCAACGACUUCAUCGAGUUCGCCGCUCAGGGCAAGUGGGAGUACAUGGAGACGAUGCUCAAGAACAACAAGGUCACGGUCGAUUCCGGGAACUGGGACUCACGCACGGCUCUUCACGUUGCAGUUUGUGAGGGCCACCUGCGCAUCGUGGAGAGGCUCGUGUCCGAGUGGAACGCUUCCCUCAGCGUGGAAGAUCGCUUCGGGAACACGCCCCUGGACGACGCCGUGCGUGAGAGGCGGUCGGAAGUCGCAGAGUUCCUGAUCGAGGCAAACGCUGAGUUUGAAGGGGGCAUUGCCGCGGCCGUGCAGCUUUGUGAAGCUGGUGCCAAUGGCGACACUCCACAGCUGGAGCUCCUGGUGGAGGUGAUUGGAGUCGAUCCGAACUUGGGGGACUACGACAACCGCACGGCCCUCCACUUGGCUGAAUCAAACGGCCAUUUGGAGACGAUCACGAAGAUGCUUGACUUCCCGUUCUUGGACCUCAGUCCACUGGACCGAUUCGGCCAGACACCUCUGGACGAUGCCAUCCGUCACGAGCACGUGGCCGUGCAGAAGCUUCUCCGCAGCGAGGGCGCGCAGAUGGGCAACGUUGAGUUUGGGGUCGCCCUUUGCGAGGAGAAGCUGCGUCAGAUGAUCGACGCCGGCGUCAAGGCUGGUAUGGCAGACUAUGAUUACCGAACUGCCCUUCACCUGUCAGCCUCCAAUGGCAAUCUGGAGGUGGUCUGCAGGGGCUCCCGGGCAGUUCGCACACCCGCUUUGAUCUGGAAUCCCGUGGUGAUGCUUUCAAUCGGAGAGACGUGUGCCUUCUUGCUUCGCGAGGGCAAGGUGGAUCCUAAUCCUCUUGACCGCUUUCUGCAUACACCCCUGGAUGACGCCGUGCGACACGGGCACAAGGCCAAGUGGAUAGAACGAAUCUUGCCAAAGCCGCAGGAUGUGGCGGAGCUGUUGAUCAAGUUCAAGGGCCGGCCUUCCAGCGACGAUGAGUACCUCAGCACAGUUCGCGAUGAGUUCCUGAAGCAGAUGGAAGAGGAAAAGGCGCGAAAAGAUACCGACAAGUUGGACAAGGAGCUGAAGACGCACAAGUUCUCAGAGGUUUUGGAGCGCCUUGCCAGGCUGCGGUCCGACCUCGAGGACGACGUGUAUCAGUUCAUGACGUCCGCCUCCAACGUCCGAUACGAGCUGUGCCGCAUCCUCCACAUGUCAAUGUUCCUGCAUGACGAGUCCAGUCGGACCCGGGCCGGUUGGGACAAGCUCACCCAACAGCUGGACCAUGGCAGCCUUACUACGCAGAAGCUCGCGGAUCUCUUGGAAAGAGACUUGCUUGAUAGCAGUGCCUCCCGGAUCUUGAAGAUCAUCUCCAGCGACGUCUUCCCAUGGCUCAACUCCGCUGGUGGCAACUUCCACACUCGCGGUUUAGUGUUGCUCCUCUUGCCCAACUUCUCAGACCACCUGUCGAAGUUGGUGGUGGCGCUGAACCAU
Messenger RNA from Symbiodinium natans, 7914 nucleotides. The record is from the annotation of a GenBank genome assembly. Lineage: Eukaryota; Dinophyceae; Suessiales; Symbiodiniaceae.